AUGGAUAAGAGAUCUCGGAGCUCCUCCAGGGUGUCCCGCAGGAGGAGCAGGGAGCCCCCAGCUCUGCUGAGCAAACGGGAGAAGAGGGAGAGCAGCAAGGGAAAGGGAGAUGUAAAGCAGGAGAAGGCAAAGGAGACCCAGAGCAGCGUGGGGACGGAUGGCAGGGUGCACACAUCCACUGUGGUGGAUGUGGAUGGAGUGAUACCUGAUGAAGAAAUGGAGGCGAUGGCAUUGCUGGACAGUGAGCAGCAAGAGGAAGGUGUAAAGUCUGCGGGUCUGGGUGUCUGCGAAUGGCUUCUGACCAUUUUGUCUUUCCUGUUCAUCGUGAUGACAUUCCCCAUUUCUGUGUGGUUCUGCAUGAAGGUAGUGCGGGAGUACGAGCGAGCCAUCGUUUUCCGGCUUGGGCAUCUCCUUCCUGGCAGAGCCAGAGGGCCUGGCCUUUUCUUCUUCCUUCCCUGUCUGGACACAUAUCACAAGGUGGACCUCCGCCUCAAAACCCUGGAGAUCCCUUUCCACCAGGUGGUGACCAAAGACAUGGUUACUUUGGAGAUAGAUGCUGUGUGCUACUACCGGCUGGAGAACGCCUCUCUCCUCCUCACCACCUUGAGCAGCAUCUCCACGGCCAUCCAGCUGCUGGUGCAGACCACCACGAAGCGCCUCCUUGCCCAUCGAGCCUUCUCCGAACUCCUGCUGGACAGGAAGAGCAUCGGCCAGGAGAUAAAGGUGGCCUUGGAUGCCGUCACAGGCUGCUGGGGGAUCAAGGUGGAAAGAACAGAAAUCAACAACGUGCAGCUGCCUGCUGAGGUCUGUCAGUCGCUGGCUGUGGAAGCAGAGGCUCAGAGACGGGCCAAAGUGCAGGUGAUUGCUGCCGAGGGGGAAAAGGCUGCUUCCGAGUCCUUGCGAAUGGCAGCUGAGAUCCUAUCCAGCGCCCCUGCUGCUGCUCAGCUCCGGUACCUUCAUGCACUGCAUUCUCUUGCUGCAGAGAAACCCACUGCCUUCAUCUUGCCCUUGCCUUUGGAUACGACAAACAUGGUCUCUCCGGGCACCCGCAGUCCCCUAGGAGCAAACAGCCUCCUCCCAGACAACGGAAACCUCCUGGAAAGCCUGAAAGACAAGAAGGACUCGCCCAUGCUGUGA
Messenger RNA from Tinamus guttatus (white-throated tinamou), 1137 nucleotides. It is a transcript of the gene NPHS2, whose product is annotated as NPHS2 stomatin family member, podocin. The record is from RefSeq and is a predicted model, not a curated record. Lineage: Eukaryota; Metazoa; Chordata; Aves; Tinamiformes; Tinamidae. Gene Ontology annotation, cellular component: plasma membrane.